CACGCCCUCCCCCGCCAACCACGGUACUGCUAUUGGGCCACGUGUGGACUGACUGCGGCCGCAUCCAAUAGAAAGCCAAGCGUGGCGGAAAAGGGCGGAGCCGGGCAGAUGUGCGUGAAGGAGCUGGGACAGCUUUAGUGAGAGACCUGGAAUAUCUUCUCAAGGGGACUCACGAAGUAACCGGUACGAGCCAAAGAUGUCGUUUGCCAGUGACGAGCUGUAUAACGGCUACCUGAGGAAGAACAUGCCGACCAUUGUGAGCAAGGUGAAAGUGAGAGAGAUCGUGGUCCAUUUGGCCUGCCUGACUGCUCACGACAGGGAGACGGUGGAGGCCAAGAGAGAAAUGUGCGGCAAUUACGACAGCAUGGUUCUUCUUCUGGACUGCCUAAAGAGGAGGGAGAGCUGGCCGGAGCAUUUUAUCCAAGCGCUGGAGCUGUGCGAGUACAGAACCAUCGCGGCUGAGGUCCGGGCAGAAUAUGAUGCUUUGAGAGGUGCCAACAAUGCCAACUGCAGCUCCCCUCCACCUGCCGCAGUAAAGGUUCAUGUCCAUCCAGCACCAUCCACCCCUCCCCUCAAGCCCGGUGGUCACAGCCCGGCUGCUGCUGCUCCGCCAUCACCACCGCAGGCCACCCCUAAUGCCACCCCUAAUGCCACCCCACCUCCGGUAACCAGAGCACAGCCUGAACCUUCCACUGCGACUCCACCGCCUGCGCCCGAGCCUCCGCGUGCCACCGCAACACCGCCCGUGAUGCCACCUCCCUCACCCGAUAGAGCACGUUCACAAGAGAUCGCAGAACCACAGAAACCACAUCAGGCUCUCCAGGAGCCAGACGAGUACUCUGAAUCCGACUUCCAGGGUAUUUUGUCUCCUGAUCCUGACGGAGUGAGUGCCAACGAGGUUCCGGUUGGCUGCGCCGCAUCUCCGCAACCCGACGAAGCAGCUGAACAGGGUGACACUGAAAGUCCCAUCGUUUCGGAUGUGACCGAAACGAUGGUACUGACGCCCGAGAGGUUCCCCGUGCAGGACACCAACUUUCCUGCGGACAAGAUCCCCGAUGUUGACUCAAAGCCAAAAGAAAAUUCAGAACCUCCAGCUACACGGACUGUCACCUGCUGCACGCAGACAGGAAGUACAUCCACAAGCUGUGCCCGUCCGGCUGGAGAAGACGAGACCGCAUGCCUGAGCCCUCCCCACACCCUCCUCACCAUGCAACCACAAGAGGGCAGCGACACCACACCCACCUUGACCUCCAUGCCCUACUCGGGAAAUUCUGACCGUCUGGAAUUAAGCGACUCUGUACAGAACUCCGAGACAGCCGACCCCGAGGAAACCCACCUGGAAGAGGAGGAGGUGCAGGUGAACGUGGUGCACGUCGUCCAGCAGCCGUCUGUCCUCAACCUCGAUGGCCAGCACAUUGGCAACGGCGAAGCCUCCAAAGACGUCGCUUCUGCUGCCCAAGAGCAAGUGAGUACCCCCUCUGGAGAAAAGUGCAGCAACCCCGAGGUGAUGCCUGCUGACAUUGCCGCCAAGAAACCCGCCCAUCGCAGGCUCGGCACCAACGCAAAGUACGUCAUGACAGCAGUGGCCGUGGGCAGUUUGGCACUGUUGAUGGCGUGGAAGUUGAAGCAUUAAGGUGGAGAUCAGGUUUUGGAGAGCGGAAGCGUGCCUUAUUGCUGUGGCUCGUCAUUGGUGAGUGUAUGGUGUGUGUGUGUGUGUGUGUGUGUGUGUAGUAGUUUCUCAAAAGUGUUGUAUCCGUUAAUGACAGAAAUGUUUCCUAAGCACUUUGUUGAUGAGGCUGGUGGCUAUUAGAUAUUAUAGAUAUUAUCUUUAUUUAUUGGACAUAGCUGGAUCCUUGAAAUAGAUACUUUUUAAAGCACCCCAAAGUAUAGCUGAAUUUGCACAAAAAACUCCUGUCAAGCGUCAAUGAUUUCAUUGGCGAAAGCAAUAAAAGGUUGAAACAAGAUGGAGUGAAACAUCCAAGAGGUGUAAGAACGUAAGAAAGCGGUGAAUACUUUAAUAGGCAUUGCAGUACUUAGCUUUCCCUUUUAUGUUGACUUUUUUAGCAUUACAGUUGAACCUCUAAGGUCAGGAUGCCGGUCAUAUUUCCAAAUUUUCACAAAUCCAUUACAGUCUGUCGCCAUCGUGCAAUAUUUUGUACUGCACGACGGUGUAUCCAUUUAACAUGAAUUGUGUAAAAAAAAAAAAAAAAAAAAAGUAAAAAGACGCCAUGCCUGACUGUAGAGGUUGCACUGUAUUUUUAAAGACUGCUGUUUAACUACAUCGUUUUAAAUGUUACUUCGCAGUGAUUGUUGCUCAUUCAUGUUUGGAUUUUUAAUAGAAAUUAACUUUUGAUGUGAAGUUUUUUCAUCAUUUCAUGCUACAUGUCCAAGUGAGACAGAGGGUGCUCAAGGUGAAUUACUAUGGCGGGUACUGUUGCUUCUUACUGGUGUCAAUCUGAUGUGUAAAUAUGUAUGACUGCUCCCACAUAACUAGUGUCAUUGUAAAUAUUGUUGUAAAUAGUACAAUAAAAUAUUAUAGCAAACAUUUGA
Messenger RNA from Doryrhamphus excisus (bluestripe pipefish), 2550 nucleotides. It is a transcript of the gene mavs, whose product is annotated as mitochondrial antiviral signaling protein. Lineage: Eukaryota; Metazoa; Chordata; Actinopteri; Syngnathiformes; Syngnathidae. The record is from RefSeq and is a predicted model, not a curated record.